Lynx canadensis (Canada lynx) is the source of this 4991-nucleotide messenger RNA. RefSeq names its product SUMO specific peptidase 7 (gene SENP7). Gene Ontology annotation, cellular component: cytoplasm; nucleus. Lineage: Eukaryota; Metazoa; Chordata; Mammalia; Carnivora; Felidae. Gene Ontology annotation, biological process: protein desumoylation. The record is from RefSeq and is a predicted model, not a curated record. The transcript has 24 exons. Gene Ontology annotation, molecular function: SUMO-specific endopeptidase activity. The coding region runs from base 118 to 3276 and encodes 1052 amino acids.
GCUGUUCGUACUUUCCUGGCUUUCCUUCCCCCCCCUCCCCUCCCCCUCUCUUCCCCAGCCCGAGGGGUCUUGAGGUGACAGCGACAGCAACUGCGACUCCAGCAGGAGGAAGAGAAGAUGGACAAGGGGAAGGCCGGGCGACGUCGAUCUUCAUCCGAAAUUGUCACAGAAGGAAAAAGGAAAAAGUCUUCAUCUUCUGAGUUACAUAAGAUAACAAAGAUGUUAAAUGCAAAAUCAGAGGAUGUUCGUGUUCAGUCAUCACUGUCCAAACUCAGAAGCUCAGAACGCUGGGAUCUCCCUUUGCAGGGGUGGAAAAGAAGCCUAAGAAAUAAGGUCCUCUCUCUAGACCAUAAAAGUAGAAAAAGUGUUCGUGGGCGUCCUGUCACCUCUAAGACAUCACCAGAAAGGCAACUCAAAGUUGUGUUGACGAAUGUCCUAUGGACGGAUUUAGGACGAAAAUUCAGAAAGAUCCUACCUAGAAACGAUGCUAAUUUGUGUGAUGCCAACAAGGUGCAAUCAGACUCAUUGCCUUCGACAUCUGUUGACAGCCUAGAGACAUGUCAAAAAUUAGAACCUCUUCACCAAAGCCUUAAUUUAUCUAAAAGGAUACCCAGAGUUAUAUUGACGAAUGUCCUGGGAACGGAGUUAGGAAGAAAAUACAUAAAGACCUCAUCUGUAACUGAGGCCAGUUUGGGUGAUACAGACAACUUGCAAUCAGAGCAGCUUUCUUCAUCAUCUGAUGGCAGCCUAGAGUCUUGUCAAAAUCUAAAUCCUCACAAGAGCUCCUUUUUAUCUGAAAGGGAUUCACAACCAAGUAAGACUGUAGAUAAUAAUUAUGCAAAGCAAGCCUCACACACUAAAGAAAAGCAAAGAGAUGAUGAUGGCAUUUCUCUUGUAAUGUCUGAUGCUCAACCUAAAGACCUCAGUAGUGGAAGUAGAGGUUGUGAUCAUCUUGAAGAGGGAAGCAAAAAUAAGGAUGAUACAUUUUCUGAUUCAAAAAUGGAACCCACUCUGACUUCCAGGAAGAGAAAGAAAAGGCUUAGAAGUAAUUUACCUGAUUCUCAUAAUUCUACUUCUUCUUUGUAUGAGUCAGCAGAACAGAUAAUAAAACAAGAAAAUGACUCCACAGUAUCUGCCGAGUUUAAAAAGUCAAGUGAAAACUAUCAUCAAGACUCAAAAGUGCUUGAGGAAAUUACACCUGAACCUAUAGAAAGUGAUUUUGCUAAACUAUCCUCACUUGAUAGUCAGGAGUUGGCUUUGAGUGCUGCUCCCAAAAGUACCUCUGACUCUUCAGCCACUGAAACUUUUGAGAGCUCUAGUUCCACUGAUUCCAUGGGGAAUUCUACCCUGGUUGAGAAGAAUGAGAGUGAGUUGAAUGUAAUAGAAAAGCCUGCUUUAAGUGAACACAGUGAAGGGAGCCAGUCUUUGGUAUCCGUUGAACCAAUUGUUGUUUCCAGUGAUGAAGAAGGACCUGUUGAACAUAAAAGUUCAGAAAUUCUUAAGUUACAACCUAAGCAAGACCAUGUCAUCACUAAUGACAAUGAGAGUACUUCUGAAGCAGCAUUGUCAGAACCAUUGAUGACAUGUGAAUCUGUACAGGCUUCAUCUGAAUUAUGUCCAUAUAAUCCUGUCAUGGAAAACAUUUCCUGUAUUUUACCUAGUAAUGACAUGGAUCUACAACUGGAUUUUAUAUUUACUUCUGUUUAUAUUGGUAAAAUAAAAGGAGCUUCUAAAGGUUGCGUUACAUUCACGACAAAGUAUGUUAAGAUCCCAUUUCAAGUCUCCCUGAAUGAGGUUUCAUUGCUAGUGGAUACCACACACUUAAAGAGGUUUGGGUUAUGGAAAAAUAAGGAUGAUGAUCACAGUAAAAGGAAUCAAGCUAUCCUUUUCCUUUGGGUCUCUGCAAAUUAUCUUCAAGAGAUUCAGACCCAACUAGAAAACUCCAUAUUAAGCCAGCACUCAAAAUCCAGUGAAUUCAUUUUUCUUGAGCUAUACAAUCCUAUUUCGCAAAGAGAAGAAUUGAAAUUAAAAGAUAUUAUGACAGAAAUAAGUACAACCAGUGGAGAAUUGGAACUUUCUUAUCCAUUGUCUUGGUUUCAGGCACUUCCUUUAUUUCAGAACCUCUCUUCAAAAGAAAGUUCUUUUGUUCAUUAUUAUUGUGCUUCGACUUAUUCUUUUCCCGCUGUUGCUGCUGAAGAAAUGAAGAUGAAAUCAGUGUCUCAGCCUUCAAAUAUGGAUAGAGCCAAGCCUACUUACACCUUCCUACAGAAGCAAACUAGCGGUUGCUACUCACUUUCUAUUACAUCGAAUCCAGAUGAAGAAUGGCGAGAAGUCAGGCACACGGGACCUGUUCAGAAGUUGAUUGUAUAUCCUCCACCACCUACUAAAGGGGGAUUAGGAGUAACUAAUGAAGAUCUGGAAUGCUUAGAAGAAGGAGAGUUUCUUAAUGAUGUAAUCAUUGAUUUCUAUCUUAAAUAUCUUAUAUUGGAGAAGGCAUCAGAUGAACUUGUUGAACGAAGUCACAUUUUUAGUAGCUUUUUCUAUAAAUGCUUGACAAGAAAAGAAAAUAAUUUGACUGAAGAUAAUCCAAAUCUUUCAAUGGCACAGAGGAGACAUAAAAGAGUAAGAACAUGGACUCGUCACAUAAACAUCUUUAACAAAGAUUACAUCUUUGUGCCUGUAAAUGAGUCAUCUCAUUGGUAUCUUGCUGUCAUUUGUUUUCCGUGGUUAGAAGAAGCUGUAUAUGAAGAAAUUCCACAAACUGUAUCCCAGCACUCACAGGCUCAGCCAUCUCAACAUGACAACAAAAUAAUAGAUAAUGAUGUACAUACUACUUCAACACUGUCCUUGGGCACAGAGGAUUCCCAAAGUACCGAGACAAAUAUAUCAGUACCAGUACCAAAGAAAAUGUGUAAAAGGCCAUGCAUUCUCAUACUAGAUUCCUUGAAAGCUGCUUCUAUACAAAACACAGUUCAGAAUUUACGAGAGUAUUUAGAAGUAGAGUGGGAAGUUAAACGAAAAACUCAUCGUGAAUUCAGCAAAACAAACAUGGUGGACCUAUGCCCUAAAGUUCCUAAACAAGAUAAUAGCAGUGAUUGUGGAGUAUAUUUACUGCAGUACGUGGAGAGCUUCUUUAAGGAUCCUAUUGUUAAUUUUGAACUUCCAAUUCAUUUGGAGAAAUGGUUUCCUCGUCAUGUAAUAAAGACCAAACGGGAAGAUAUUCGAGAGCUCAUUUUGAAACUUCAUUUACAGCAACAGAAGGGCAGCAGUAGCUAGUUAAUCUGUACAAACAUGACACAGAUGUCCUAUAAGAUUACUGGAAAGCUGCUUACCAGCAUUUGUGUUAGUCAGCUCACAGAGAAGAAAAUAACUUGUGGUAGUUUUAUAAGUCAUUGAACAUUAUUUAAAAUAAAUAAGAUAUAUUAUUAGAUUGUUGGGAUCUGGUAGAUGUAGUGGAAAAUGGGGGUGAUAUAGAGAAACUUAUUAGAAAUUAAACUUUCAUAAAUAUUUGAUAUUUUUCUGAUCAAAUUUGCUUCUGAUUAUGCAAUAGCAUAUGUAAAUGUGGGAAUGUUUUUGUAGAUAAUAAAACCAAGUGAUCUGUACUUCCAUAUAACUGGGAGUUGAAGGGAGUUAGGUCCUCCCUGGUGCCAGCCCCAGUGCUUGUCACAUUUGUUGACAAGUCACAUUAUAUUGUAAUACUAUUCUUUGCGGCUCAAGCAUGCAAUAUGAAUACUAUGUAUUUUUUUAAAGAAGAAUUUAGUAUUAAGGCUUCAGAAAAUGCCAUUUACGGCAUCCUUUCUGUAUAGUGUAAAAGAAGACAUGAUGUUAGGAAGAUGAUUGAAAUUGACUCAAAGCGCAGCUUAUUUUUCUCAGUUGCUAAAUGGAAUUGUUACUCUGCUGUGAUUGUUACAUGUUUUCUUUUUCUUUUGAUGUCAUAUAUGGGGAUCUGGGAAAUUAGUUCAUUCAUUCAGAAUGAAACUUGGAACAAAAAAAAUUUAGCUACCCAAAAUAGGUUUUUACAAUGACAUACGUAGCUCAACAUAGUUCUUUGAGGUAAUAGCUAUAUCAAUAUUGACUUCUAUCCUAUUCUGAUAUCCUAGAAUAUACGUACACACUUUCUGUAAGUAUCAAAGAUAAAAUUGAUGUCCUCAUAACUUUAAUUAAAGAAUACCCUCAAAAUCUUAUUUAUUAAUUGUUAGAACUAAAUAUAUAAUUUUAUAGCUCUGUUUACCCAGUAUUUAUCUGCAAAGUCAGAUUGCUCGAAUUGCUUUUAUAUUUUUAAAUUGUAGUUUUUAGAGACCUAUGAUCCCUAUGAAGCAUAAGUUUUUAUUAAAUGUUUAGGGAACAGUUUUGAAUUCAUGUGAUGAUGGUGGUAUUAUAUGUGAUUAAACACUUUACAAACUUUUAAUGUUAUCAGGAAAAUUUUGAGGGGAAAAUUAUAUUGUAUUUUCUCAGAUUAAAAAACCAUGUUUUUUAAGAAUAUUAUUUUAAUCUUCUGUUUUAAGUAUCUCUUGGAUUUAUAUUGUUAACUGUAUAUAAGGCAGUGAAGCAAAGGCAAUUUAAGAUGAAGCUAAAAAUUGGAACAUUUUAUUUCAAAAUCAUGUGAAUUUGAAGUUGUCAGUUAAGCCUCAGUAUUUUUGAAUUUUUGUUAAUCUUGUCACCAUCUUUAUAUUGUUAAAGAUAUUUGUCUUUUGGGGAUUUCUCAGAAAGAUGAUUAUAAUUACAUGAUUUUAUUCCCAGUAUGUGUGUGUAUGGGAGGGGAUUUUUUUUAAAUGACUAUUAAUUAUUUUGUACAUCUAACUUUGGGAAAGCAAGUAUGUAAUACAUCUUCAUAUGACUUCUUAACUUUUGUGUUUGUAUGUUUUUCAAAGGUACCACUGUCCUUUAUCAUGUUUUGAAGAUUGUUUAAAAUUCAUUUUCCUAAAUUCAUGUGGAAAUAAUGUGUUGAGAAUAUCAACAUUUUAUAUUAAACAUGUUUCCAAUUCAUCAAA